AUGUUUACUGGGAAAAAUUUUACAAAGCGAAAUACAUCGCCCUGCAAUUGUUCUACUGGUUGUAAUGAAACCAUUCUCAUUUUGGUUUUUCAGCCUAAUGAGCGCCUCAACGAAAUUAGCCAGUUUGAUCCUGUCCAGAUCGGCAUUGAAAUGACUGAAGACAUGACAAUGUCAUCAUUUGAUUCACCCGAAGGAACUUCAAACGAGUUGGACCUUGAGCCUGUGGAAUGGCGUUCUUCUUUAUCGAGUUUCGCUACCAAUGGAAAAAGCUAUCAACAAAACCAAUGUCAGAGCUUCCCGUCCUCAUCAGCUUUCACAUUGGAAUCCAACGGUCCUAUGGAAGCUAUGGGAACUGAAGAAGAUUUUAAUGCUUUUCAUAGAACUCUAUCGAUUGAUGCACUCUUCUAUGAUGAAUUCGGGGCACCUGACUUUAAGGAGGACCUUACGAGUGAAGUAGCCCUUUUUCACGCCUGUGAACAUCUCAUUGGCGAAUUAGAGGCCUCAACUUUCUCCUCUCGACUUCCCAAAUCCCUAGAGCACGCCGAGAAGGUACUCGUAGAGGCCAACAACUUACAAUCUUUUUAUCUCCCUUCACCACUUUCCAGUCUUGCCUCCAGCCUUCUACGCUUCUCCUCUGUCCACAACGUGACAACUCUACAAAGGGUACAGUGCCGCCUUCGCCGAGUUAGGUCUUAUGAAUGUCUUCCCCAUGACUCUCAUCUGGAUGGUAGUGGGUUCAGCGAAAUGGCGACCAAUUGUGCCAGUGAGAUCCUCCAGCCGUGUCAGACGUCCCUCGUGGCUGGUUGUCUUGUUCGCGCAAUGGUGCAGGAGUCAUUUUCUCGUUUCUCUCCACUUCCUUUACGAAUACGACGGCUACAGGAACGUCUCGCCUCCAUGUCUGACACUGACUGGAUCGCUGCACGCCCAUAUUUUUUCUUCCGACUGCAUCCGGAGGCAUAUUUUGGCAACAUUUCCGUUGACUAUCACUUUAAUUCUUCUCACAGGCAGGCAAUCUCUACUCGCUUUGUAGUUCACGUCCACUGUGUCUCCAAAUCUUGGGGCUCUUUUGUUUGGCAAAUCAACAACAAUAGCGGGACUGAUCCACCCCCGUCAUUCAGCACACCGACGGUGGCGACCGCCUCCAAUCAGCGUCAUUUCCCAGUGGGUGUUGAAAAUUUCUUUCGCAAUACCUCCACAGAACAGAAGGACGCUACUAUCAGCGGUAGUGGUGAUGGUGGACCCAGUCGUUUAAUAUCAAAGCGUCUCAUUAUUAGUCCAAUCAUUCCCAAAGAAAGGCCCGAGGAAGGGGAUUCUGCUGAGCCAACGAAACUGCUGCUUUGGGUGCGGUGUUUUUGUAGAAACAAGAUCUUUUUCUUACAUUGUGUGCUUAAUUCCGCCAUCAUGACGAUGCAGUUUCUAAAGAUGGGAUACCUGAGGAGUAUGCGUUUCUGUGAGUACUUUGGUCGAUUCUUCUGCUGUGUGUGCCAUGCGAACACGCUGAUGGUGGUGCCGGGGGCUCUGCUGCAUGCCUGGAGUGGUGCCAUGUACCCUGUGAGUAAGUUCGCGCGCGACAUCCUCGUCCGCGCAUACAAUCGUCCCCUCCUCCACUCCACCGAUUUUGGAGCUGCCAUCCGUCGCAAUCCCCCUUGGUCGCUUCUGGACGCUUUUCAACUCCGACGCCAGGCCAUGGCCAUCAUUCCUUUCCUCAGGCUCUGUCCCGAUAGCUCCAAUGUGUUGGCCAAGGUGGACAAGUUGCCCAUGCACUGGGUAACCUGUGCAAACAGGUGGAGUCUGUCGGACCUCGUAUCGCUAGCUAACUCACCAGAGAGCUCGGCCCAAAGCAUGUCGGGGUGCCUACGCGCAGUGCUGGAGUCCUGUGUGGCACACCUUUCCCAUUGUCUGCGUUGUCGCGCCAGGGGUCACCUUUGUGAGGUAUGUCACACCGGACGCGUCCUCUUUCCCCACUUUGGUCAGGCAGACACGCUAGUCUGCUCUGACUGUGGUGCCUGCUUCCACCGCGCCUGUCUUGCGGCGUUGGAGACAGUAGCGUCAAGGGGGCCGAAGAUAGCGACGCCUCUUGGACUGCGCAAUGGGGACCCUGACCGUCGUUCCUGCCCUCGUUGCAUCCGGUUGCGUAGACGGCGCGAGUCGGCUGACACUCCCCUCACCUCCUAG
Molecule: messenger RNA, 2175 nt
Organism: Echinococcus granulosus
Lineage: Eukaryota; Metazoa; Platyhelminthes; Cestoda; Cyclophyllidea; Taeniidae
Exons: 11
Coding region: 1-2175 (724 amino acids)
Source: RefSeq, a predicted model, not a curated record